Molecule: messenger RNA, 740 nt
Organism: Bufo gargarizans (Asiatic toad)
Lineage: Eukaryota; Metazoa; Chordata; Amphibia; Anura; Bufonidae
Product: biogenesis of lysosome-related organelles complex 1 subunit 2-like
Exons: 6
Coding region: 161-622 (153 amino acids)
Biological process (GO): endosomal transport; lysosome localization
Cellular component (GO): BLOC-1 complex; BORC complex; gamma-tubulin complex
Molecular function (GO): gamma-tubulin binding
Source: RefSeq, a predicted model, not a curated record
AUCCGCUCCAGCCACCUACAUGCUGCGGUAUUGCCCACAGCGCCCUGUAGGGGUGACUGCCACACAGACCAGGGCUUUAACAGAUCACCCGUAACGUCUGCGCAUUCGCACUAGACAAGAACAUUAUUUCUUCUCAAGGCCACUACAAGCAUUUCUUGGUAUGGCAGAACCAGGGGGAGCAGAGAAGUUAUCUUCAGAGGAGCAGUCAGUAGUAGCACCUCCUGCAUCUCAGCCUCCAACAUCACAAGAUGAUUCUACAGUCGAAACGGCAGAAGAGGCGGUGGAGCCACCAGAAGCGGAUAUCAAUGAGCUUUGCAGGGAUAUGUUUAGUAAAAUGUCAUGUUAUCUCACCGGUGAGCUCGUAGCCACAAGUGAAGACUACAAACUUCUAGAAAAUAUGAAUAAGCUCACGUGUUUGAAAUAUAUGGAGAUGAAAGAUAUUGCUGGAAAUAUCAGUCGAAAUCUCAAAGACUUGAAUAAAAAGUAUGCGAGUCUCCAACCAUACCUUGAACAAAUAAAUCAGAUAGAAGAGCAAGUGGCAUCUCUAGAAAAUGCAGCGUACAAGCUGGAUGCUUAUUCAAAGCGAUUAGAAGCAAAGUUCAAAAAACUGGAGAAGCGAUAGUCACAUUUCCACACAACACUACUGCAAAAGUCCUAAUGCCAAAGGAGGAUUUGUAUGUCAUUAUGCCAGCCCUGUCAAUGCUUUUUACUAGGAACCUAAUAAAUAUAACCUCAUAUUA